GUAUUCCACCGUACACGUUCAGGUGGACGCGCAUGCGUGAUUGUAGGUGGUGUCGCCGUUGGCGCGUAGCAUUGUGGGGUAGACAUGGCGGUAGCUCUGGUUAUGCGGAUGGUGUCUCCUCAGAUCUCCCCCUUGUCUUGCCUUGGGCAAGUACGGAGUCAUUAUGUGGACUGGAGAAUGUUACGUGAUGUUAGGAGAAGGAAGAUGGCCUAUGAAUACGCAGAUCAGAGAUUAUGUCUAAAUGCUCUUAGGAAAAACACUAUUUUACCGAAAGAACUCCAGGAAAUGGCAGAUAAAGAGAUUGCUGCCCUGCCUCGAGACAGCUGCCCUGUGAGGAUUCGCAAUCGGUGUGUGGUUACCUCCCGGCCACGAGCUGUGGUGCGGCGCUGGAGGCUCAGCCGAAUAGUUUUCCGCCACCUAGCUGACCAUGCUCAGCUCUCUGGGAUACAAAGAGCAAUGUGGUGAAACCUUGCCAAGGGUAUUCAUAACCAAGGGAAGGAAAAAAAACCCUGAGCUCUGUUUCAACUCUUUUAAGAUUUAUUGUACUGAAGGUUUUGAUAUGAGGGGUGGCACAAGGGGAAGAUGGGAAGAAAAGUGCUGUACAGAAGAUGAGCCUACUUGGAGUUUGUCAGGUCACUGGUUAACCUGCGGUUAGAUAUUUUAAAAAACCAUGAAAGUAUAUCCAGACUGAUCAAA
Molecule: messenger RNA, 696 nt
Organism: Heteronotia binoei (common prickly gecko)
Lineage: Eukaryota; Metazoa; Chordata; Lepidosauria; Squamata; Gekkonidae
Gene: MRPS14
Product: mitochondrial ribosomal protein S14
Exons: 3
Coding region: 85-465 (126 amino acids)
Biological process (GO): translation
Cellular component (GO): ribosome; mitochondrial small ribosomal subunit
Molecular function (GO): structural constituent of ribosome
Source: RefSeq, a predicted model, not a curated record